AUGGGACGAAAGUUUAACGAAAAUGAUUUUUUUCUUUUUUUUCUAGGAGUUUGGUCUCCCACGCAAAAAAACGUUGUAGAAAAGACUGAAGAAGAAAAAGAAGAAAAUCAAGAGAGGAAAAAAUUAGAAGAUGAACCCAUCCCACCCGUAUGGACUCCAAAGUCCGCACAAGCUAGUCCCGUUUUAGAAAAAAAAGAAUUUCGUCCCGUUAAUUUUGAAUCUCCCGUUUUAUCCAGGAAAAAAUAUAAUACUCCAGACGAAAAAAGAGAAUCGAGUGUUCCGCCACCAUGGCAGCAUACAGGUGGUGAAUUGCCACUUUUAGCAAAAUCGCCUAGUUCGCCUGCUUUAUCUCUUCCGAAAGCUCCCAAUCCGACGGUGACUCUUCUUCAAAAAGCCAGAGAGGGUCGUUUGCCUCGGGGAGCUCAUUAUCUCAACAGUGAAAUGAAUGAGUUUCCUAUUUCCAACGAAUCCGGAAUCGAAAGGCUUGAAAUAGUAUCAUUGACGAAAAGCGAAUCGGAUCGACCGCGAAAAGUUGAAGUUUCGCCAAAGAAAAUUAUUGGAAUCGGUCCCACAACCAAAGAAGGAGUUCCAUUAGUCCUUAGAUCGGAACUGACAGACGAAAAUAGAGAAAAAUGGUACAAGCGAAUGUACGACUCGUUGCACAAACAAGGAAAUGAUGAAGAUUAUGUAACAGUCAAAUAUCGAACUAGUCCGAGUCGUAAAGGUUUCGGAUAUCAAUCUGAACCCGAAUCAUUAACCUACGAUUUGUCAACGAACAGAUAUGUCACAUUAGAUAGAAGACGAGCAGAGCCGGCCACAACAAGUUCAAUAUCGGUCACAUUACCCAGAUCACGGGAAUCUCCUCCUAGACGUGAUUUAGGAACGUAUAAAAAUCAACCGGGACGUAUUGAGGAUUACGAACCUGGACAUUCUUCCAUUAGCGAAUUAGAAGCUAACAAGUGGUGGGACGAAGUUUUGGAAAUUUUUGACAGGGGAGAAGAAGAUAAAACACGUCCGGCAUACAAAACUCAAUCUUCCCGAUCAUUUACGAAUUACGCUUCGGGAUACGCGAGCGAUCCUCAAUUUGUUUACAAAAGAACGGAAGACGAUUUACAAAGUCCUCCAAGUUCUGAAGAACAAAAAGAAGCGUAUAGAAUAAUUCAAAAAGGCGGUGAAAUACCAUUGAAAGGCCUUAGAAAACCCGCGCCGGAAAGACCCAAAGGUAAAUAUUCUCCGAGUAGGGAAAGAUUACCACGUAACGCACCGCAAAAAGAAAAUUCGUCCUUGAAAAAGAGCACCGUGAAAUACGUGGAAUCCGAAGUUACCAUACAUUACAAGAGUCCCGUAAGAUCCGAAGCGAAGGUCAUGCUGUCGGAAGACGAACUGGCGAGACGUCAGGCGGAAUCGAUGAAACGAAUUUACAAAGAAGAAAGGAGAAGAAAAUAUUUGCAGGAAUUGCAAGACAUGAACAGCAGAAGACACACGGAUAAUUUCAUACCGUCGCAAAAAAGUCCAAUACCGUUGAACAGAUACGACGAUUUUCCGCUGGAAUACAAUUUCCAUUCCGUGGAUCCGGAUCUUGUCGCGAGAGGCUUGUAUGAUUUCGAAGGAAGGCGACCCAGAGAACUGGCUUUCCGUCGGGGUGACAUCAUAUACAUAAUGAGAAGAUUGGAUAAGAAUUGGUGCGAAGGUGUCUUGCUCGAUGGAACCAUGGGAUUAUUUCCGCUGAGCUACGUCGAAGUGAUUCCUUAUCACGAAAUAAUGAAAUACGGUCGUGCAAGAGCCAAGUACGAUUUUGUACCUCAAACAUCAUUAGAACUUCCGGCUCGGAAAGGCGACAUAAUAACGCUGACGCGAAAAAUAGACGAAAAUUGGUUCGAAGGAAAAAUCGGUAACAGAACGGGAAUAAUACCGGCUUCGUACUGUCACGUAUUGGUCACGCCACACGUUAACGUCAACACGCAAAUCCGUUCUGAAAAGGUCAACAAGCCCGUCGCUGCUCCUGCGGCUCAUUCACUCAUACACGACGGAAGUGGCCUUUCUUCGAAACAUUAUUAUGCUCCUUACGUGAGCAGUCCGAAUUCUCCGGAAUUCGAUUUGAAACGUUCGAAUGUAAAAUCUGCAACGCAACCGCUUAACGUUCGCGUUAAUCCGAGGCCCGAACCCGCAUUGUAUCAGGUACUCUUCAACCACGUACCGAAUAACGACGACGAGUUGGAACUUUUACAAGGAGAAACCGUGACGGUUAUUGAAAAAUGCGGAGACGGUUGGUACAUCGGAAGUAAAACGAGCGAUGGAAAAUUGGGAAUUUUCCCAGGGACCCACGUUCGACGCAUCGCACCUGAAUUCGUUUAA
Pediculus humanus corporis (human body louse) is the source of this 2355-nucleotide messenger RNA. RefSeq names its product dcapl, putative. Lineage: Eukaryota; Metazoa; Arthropoda; Insecta; Psocodea; Pediculidae. The record is from RefSeq and is a predicted model, not a curated record. The coding region runs from base 1 to 2355 and encodes 784 amino acids. Gene Ontology annotation, molecular function: protein binding. The transcript has 19 exons.